AUUCCCCGCUUGAGCUAAACGGUGACAAUACCAACGACAUCAUUGUUGCGACAUCGCAUGCCCUAAAGCACCACGACGCUUGAAAGGUUCAGACCGCUAUAUCACCACACUACGAACAAAUAUCCGCUUCAGUGCAUUGCCGUUCCGAGAGCAGCAACAGCCGCAAGACGCCGCCCGCAGCCAGCCUGCCCGCCAAAUUACUACCAACACAGCCGUUGAACCGCACAUGGAGUGAAACCACUCCAAGCAACAUGGCCGAACCGGGAAUAUCCAACUUUACAUCCGUCUUCCGCGCUGGCGAGCGCAACAGAAUUCGCCGCAACCGCCUUGCAGUCUCAUGUACCGCAUGCCAACGGCGCAAGUCGAAAUGUGAUCGCCAACAGCCGUGCGGUGCCUGCGAGAAACGCUCCGAAGGCCCGUCAUGCAAAUUUAGCACAGUGGCUGAAGGAUCGGGCUCGUCCUCGGGAGAUAGACGACAAGUCCAGCUCAAGCUGAAUAAGCUAGAGCAAAUGGUCCGAACGAUGGCCGAGAACGAGGCCGUCAACAGCACGCCGAGCUCCAAAUCACACGAAACGGCGCACACGGGCGAUAUAUCGAAUGGGCUCGCUACAGGAGACGUUGGCAAGAUCAACGGAGAGGAAGAAGGACAUAGUUAUAAGGGUGCGACGGCUUGGACGAACAUUGUCGACAGCAUUCGAGACCUACAAGAUCUGCUUGACAGCAAUGAGGACCUUCGUCACCCUGCGGAUGACGAUCGAUUCGAGGAGGCCGAUCCGUUUCUGGGCCAUGCAUCAAGCAUCACUCUACAAGAUGUUUUGGACCUUCUCCCCUCUCGACAAGAUUCCGACUUGUUGAUCUCCAGCUACUUCAACGCCAAGUUCCAGGCGAUCCCAUUCAUCCACACGCAUCAGUUUCAGCGAAAGUAUGAGGCUUUCCUUAAAGAUCCAGCUUCGGCCGGUUUUCUCUGGAUCAGCAUUCUAUUUUCCAUUUUGUGUGCUGGUGCCAAAAUUGCUCGCUUCAAGUAUGCCGGUAACACGUCUGUAUUAACGACCGUCAGACAUCCACAGGUCUACACCACGGCUUCAGUGCAAUGUCUGGUAGCCGGUCAAUAUCUCAAGAACAAGGCGGGUUCUGUGGAAGCUGUACUGAUGCACGCUCAUUCGAGAAAUGUGCUGCGGCUGGACUCUGAUGCUGUCAUUUGGGCCAUGUAUGGCCUAGCGGUGCGUUUGGCUCAGCGACAAGGCUAUCACCGAGAUCCUCUCAAGAUCAUCCCAGGCAUUACACCCUUUGAAGCAGAGAUGCGACGACGUGUCUGGUUUAUGAUCCAAUCCUCUGAUCUUCUAUUUUCAUUCCAAAACGGCAUGCCUGCUAUGGUCUGGGAGGGUGCCUGCGAUGCACCGCACCCUACUAAUCUUACGGACGACGACUUUGACGAAGACACGGAGAUCAUGCCUCCACCAAGAGGCUUAAUUGACCCAACACCAAUCUUGGCUUACUGUACAAAGGCAUACAUGACUCCAUUGAUGCGUGUUAUUAUGAGACAUGCCUUGGCUGUAGAACUGCCUCCGUACUCUGAGACGAUCCGCCUCAACAAGGCCCUUGACGAGUGGUUUGAAUCCAUUCCAAGCUGCCUUAGAUAUCGACCGAUUAUGAGCACUUCAUUCACAGAUCCUACAUAUACCAUUCUGCACAGGCUCAUGCUAGAGCUUGUGUAUCGCAAAUGCCAGAUGGUCUUAAAUCGGCCUUAUCUUAGCUUAUACAAAGACGACCCGAAGUACUAUGAAUCCCGGCGCAUUUGCCGCGAGGCAUGUUCUAUACUACAAAACUGGCAAGUCGAGCUAGACAUUGCAACAAGUCCCGGUGGAAGAAUGCACCAAGAUCGAUUCAUGGUGUCCGGACUCACCAUACAGCACUUCCUCAUCGCGUCAACGAUUGCCUGCCUAGACGUGACUGAAUCCCACGAUCUUAAUCCCUCUGAGCGUCAACAGCGCAUCAUCAUGUUGCACAAGAGUCAAGAGAUUUGGUCAAGGGCCGGCGCCGAGUUUGAAGAUGCACGCCAUGCCGCAAAGCUCCUCCGUGCUGUUCUAGUAAAGGUCGAUAGUCCGAGCACUGCGUCAGAAGCAGAUACUCCGUUCCCGCCACCGCAAAUGUCGCGGAUCAUUCAGGCGACAGGCCAAGGUCUCCGAAUUUCAGAUGACGCGAGUGUGGCUCAAGACCCAGCCUUCACCACUCCGUUUCCCGAGGGCGACUAUCCAAUCAAUUUCGACCAGGUUCCGGAUUUGAACGACUUGUUCUCAAGUACAGAAGCAUUAAACUGGAAAUCCAUCGACCAGUACCUUCGGCUUGACCAAGCAACUGAUACGAAUUGGUCCGACAUGCUACCAUAAGUAUUGACGAUCUUCACCGCCGGCACCCUCGAAAUCCAUACGUGGCCCAGGGAGGAGGCCAUGUUUAGGCCGCGAUACAGGUCCGCAGGGCACGGAGGGGGCCACAGGAGGCCAUGGGCCCGGCCACUCCCACGGCCUUGGGCUUGGGACCACAUCAAACUUGGUCGCCUAUGUUUUAUCAAAAGAUCCACUAAUAUCAAGCUCUUCUUUAAGUCUUGAGGGCUGCAAAUGUGGCGGGCUCGUUCAUUUCACUUGUGGAAACAUGUAGCGAGCUGCCGGCCCAUGCCAUUCAUGCGCACUGAUGGUGGAUACAGUUUGCACGGUCUGUUUUUGUUUUGAUUUGCUUUUGAUAGUUGAGUAAGCCCCUUGCACAAAGGGUCUAGAGGUUCAAUAAUGGUAUACAGAACAGGGGAGAAAGACUCAGGUCUCUAUUUGACACGGCAGAUACUCAGUGAGGCACGACACAAUAGACAUUUCCAGAUAAUAUGAUUAUAAGAUAAAAAUAAAAGACAAGCUAUAUAUCGGACGCUUCCCAUAAAUCAACUCCCAAUGCUCAGCUCAUUAAAACACCAACAAAAAUAUCUUACUUUUUUUAUCGUAACAUGGCUCAAAAAAGAUGACAUACAUAGCUUAAGAGGCAAUUCCACGCAAGACGCGAGCAGGGUUUCCUGCUACAACCGUAAAUGGAGGCACAUCCUGUUAUGGACCCGUUAGUAUGACCACAAUAAACACAUUUACUAUGCGACCUUCUAGAACGUACCUUUGUAACAAUGGAUCCAGCUCCAACCGUGCUUCCCUUGCCAAUAGUUCUGCCAGGCAGAAUAGUUGCACCACCGCCAAUCCAGCAGUCUUGCUCAAUAACAACGGGUCGUCCGUACUGGGGGCCUUGGCCACCUUGUCUCUUCUUGGGGUCAAUGGGGAGAUUUGCGGUGUAGAUGCUUACAUUGGGACCAAUAACACAGUUGUCACCAAUGCGAACCUCACAAACAUCGUUAAUGGUGCAGUUGCGGCCAAUAACGACAUGAUGUCCAAUGGAGAUGUUGUAGCCGUAGUCGGUGUUAAACGGGGUCUCCACAGCCACAUGACGGCCGACACGGCCAACGUUUGUGACGGGCGAUGCUUCCGAGGGGGACACUCUAACCGGGUCUCUUGGUUGCAAGAUCUCAAGGAAGAGACGAGCACGCUCGUCGGGUGAAACACCAUUGGUAGGAGGAGCGGUGAGGUUGUUGAAUCUCCAGCAUGCAGUAGCACAACGCUCACGCUCGAGGCAAAGUUCCUUGUCAAAGGCGUAGAAAUGUCUGCCAGAGAGCAUUUCUUCCUUUUGCGUUCGUCGCUGGGGAUACUGAGGAUGCUGUAGCGCGAGCUGAGCAGCUACCUGGGGGUUAGAUGUAGGACCCAUCGAUGGGUGUCUGUUGGGGCUGUUUGUGCGUCCCGAAUGCAACAAUGAUAUCUGAGGUAGGCGGUCGCUGUGCUCGUUUCUUCCGUGCUCUAAUCUUCCGUGUUCGGCUCUUACGUGCUCUGCUCUGGCGUGUUCUGCUCUGGCAUGCUCUGCUCUGGCGUGCUCGGCCCUGGUGUGGUCCCCUCUGCCGUGAUCUCCUCUGCUCAGUUCAUGAAGUGGAGGCACUCGCUGAUAUUCCUUGCCCAUUCUAUCAAACAAUGGCGGCUGAGUGUUGGCACUAACAGGAGUGGGGAAAGCAUUGGCCGGUGUGUAUGGAACGUUGGAUAAUUUAUGGUCGGGGCUAGCGACAGACGCGCUUGCCAAUGUCGACGCAGUAUGGCGGUCGUCAUCGGUCAUCAAGGGACGGCCUUGUGGUGGGUCGAUGCGGAGGGGCUGGCCACGAUAGUGCGGCAAGGGUUCCCGCUUCAAAGGCUGCGCGCCGUACAUGCCGGGUUGCGGCAUGCCAUAUGCACCAGGCGGGAUGUAACUGGGGUCCUUGGACUCAAGUGGGAUAGCAACUGCCUUGUUAUCGAGCUUGGACCCGGGCCAUGUACCGCGAUGUGGUGGAUAGCCCGCGCAGACAAAUCCCCCUCGGAUGCAGUUGUUGCCUAGAAUUCAAAGGUUAGUAAAGAUAAAUGAUGCAACGAACGAUGGAACAUCAGCCAGCUUGAAAUCUGGAAGAGAUGGGCUUACAUUCAGGCUUCUGCUCGUCACACUUCUUCUUUCUCUUACGACAAGUUAAGCAUCCAGUUUUGGUUCGGUUGCUAAAAUUUCUCUUGCGCUUCUUCGGGUCAUGUUGAAGAAUACCGUCCCCGCGCUGUUCGCCAGAGUAGUUGUUGCCAAACCCAGCAGGUCUGUCCUCAGCUUCGGCGCUAGUGUUGCUAUAUUCACUUUCAGCGCGGCGUCGAGAGGGGUCAGAGCCCUGUUCAUCAUGCAGGUCGUUGGUAGGAGAAGUGGCCUUUUGUUGCUCGUCGGUAGGUUCUUGGCCUUCUCUGCGUGAAUACCACGAGUCCUGGUCUCGCUGGUCGCCGUAUUGCCUAUUCUCGCGCUGCGGGGUGGCAUAACUCUCCUGUUCCGUAGAUUUGGCGGGAUUAGCAGUGACCGGAGACUUCUCUUGCGUAGGGCCGUCAGCGGGUGUCGGUUCUGCAGACUCGGAUCUCUUGCGUUUGUUUGAGGAUUCUGUCUCUGAUCCAGCAGAGGCAUUAGCAACGGGUCGGUCCGGGCCUUGAGUUGGCCAGCUUUCUCUAGCAUUGCCAGUAGUCUCAGUAUUUGCUUGACUAGGCGAGGUAAUUGCGCUUCCGGGUUGUUCGGCGGCGGCUACUUUGGGGGUCUCGGUAGCGGAAGGGCUGUCAGAGGUAGGCGCAGCCUGCGUCUCCGACUUUGGCGAGCUUGCAGCGCCGUUUAACGCCUUAAAUGUUGACAUGGUGCUCGGUGCUGAAUUAAUGCGGUUUAGCAAGUGGUGCGGAGUUGGGAGGGUGUCUGCUGGAGCGAGCGGGUAGGCAGCUGCGCAACCCUUGGCUAGGCUUCAAAUGGGAUGCAACGAGUGUAAAUCUUGUUCAGCAGUGGAUGGGCUCGCUUCAGCUCGUAAUUCAAAAGCAAAGGGGCUGAAUUGUCGGUGCUGAUCCAGGCGGCGGUUGCGGCUAGGCAGGUAAAGCUGCUGCGGACCUAAGCUGCGGCUACUGACGCAAUGCGAGCACGCAAAGAUCUACUCUGCAGAAAAGCGCACAGCAAUGAUUUCGGGUAGCAAUGGUUGUUUUCUGCUUUUUUGUAAAGAUAUAUUUAACUUCCGAAUAGGUUUUCCGGUAUCGAGUAUUGGCGGUUGUGGCGGAGAAUUUGCCGCGCCGUCGACGAUUUCAGCGUGCAAAGAAAAACUCCGAAAGGUGGAAACGAAGCCGUCGGCGGCUUUGCGAUGGUUACUGAAGAGGAUCCGACUGGACGCAAGCAGGCAUGGUCGAGACAAUCGGGAGCAGAACAAUGGGAAACCACUCUUGCUGGCCGUUGAAUAUGAGGUUUCUGCGAUGCGGUUGUGUAGUUGAGAGGUUGGUGUGCCGGCGGUUGGGAGCAGGAAGGAAGCGUGCAGGGUGUCGGAGGAGGAGUGGGAAGAGAGGGCAGU
This is a messenger RNA of [Torrubiella] hemipterigena, 5938 nucleotides long. Lineage: Eukaryota; Fungi; Ascomycota; Sordariomycetes; Hypocreales; Clavicipitaceae. The record is from the annotation of a GenBank genome assembly.